This is a messenger RNA of Mus caroli (Ryukyu mouse), 2474 nucleotides long. RefSeq names its product matrilin 3 (gene Matn3). Gene Ontology annotation, molecular function: calcium ion binding. The record is from RefSeq and is a predicted model, not a curated record. NCBI's taxonomy places the organism in Eukaryota, Metazoa, Chordata, Mammalia, Rodentia, Muridae.
AGAAGCGGGACCUUUAAAUUGGUCGCCAAUGUGAGGCCCUAUGGCCGCGUCUGACACUGUGUAUCCCGGUUACCUCGCUGUUCACAGACCCCGGCAGGUCGUCAAGCCCAUCAUGUUGCUCUCAGCCCCCUUACGCCACCUCCCGGGACUUCUGCUGCUGCUCUGGCCGCUGUUGCUCCUGCCUCCCCCGGCUGCUCCUGGACGUUUGGCCCGCGCGAGCGUCCGCCGGCUGGGGACGCGAGUCCCCGGGGGCAGCCCUGGGCAUCUCUCUCCUCUGGCUACUUCCACCCGCGCGCCAUAUUCCGGGAGCCGCGGCGCAGGUGUUUGCAAGAGCAGGCCUUUGGACUUGGUGUUCAUCAUUGAUAGUUCUCGGAGCGUCCGGCCUCUGGAAUUCACCAAGGUGAAGACCUUUGUCUCCCGCAUCAUUGACACUCUGGACAUCGGAGCCACAGACACAAGGGUGGCUGUGGUGAACUACGCCAGCACUGUGAAGAUAGAGUUCCAGCUCAACACCUAUUCCGACAAGCAGGCCCUGAAACAGGCUGUGGCACGAAUCGCACCCUUGUCAACAGGCACCAUGUCAGGGCUAGCUAUCCAGACAGCGAUGGAGGAAGCCUUCACUGUGGAGGCCGGGGCUCGGGGACCCAUGUCUAACAUCCCCAAGGUAGCUAUUAUCGUGACAGAUGGGAGGCCGCAGGACCAGGUGAAUGAGGUGGCUGCUCGAGCCCGUGCAUCUGGCAUUGAGCUGUAUGCUGUGGGUGUGGACCGGGCAGAUAUGGAGUCCCUCAAGAUGAUGGCUAGCAAGCCCCUGGAAGAGCACGUCUUCUACGUGGAGACCUACGGGGUCAUUGAGAAACUCUCUGCUAGAUUCCAGGAAACCUUUUGUGCUCUGGAUCAGUGCAUGCUUGGCACACACCAGUGUCAGCACGUGUGUGUCAGCGAUGGUGACGGCAGGCACCACUGCGAGUGCAGCCAAGGCUACACCUUGAACGCUGAUGGGAAAACGUGUUCAGCCAUUGAUAAGUGUGCCCUCAGCACUCAUGGAUGUGAACAGAUCUGUGUCAACGACAGAAAUGGCUCUUACCACUGCGAGUGCUAUGGAGGUUACACCUUGAAUGCAGACAGGAGAACGUGUGCAGCUCUGGACAAAUGCGCCUCUGGUACACAUGGUUGCCAGCACAUCUGUGUGAAUGAUGGAGCCGGGUCCCAUCACUGUGAAUGUUUUGAAGGCUACACUCUGAAUGCAGAUAAGAAAACAUGUUCAGUCCGGAACAAGUGUGCUCUGGGCACUCAUGGCUGCCAGCACAUCUGUGUGAGUGAUGGAGCAAUGGCCUACCACUGUGACUGCUUCCCUGGCUACACCCUGAAUGAUGACAAGAAGACAUGUUCAGACAUUGAAGAAGCCCGAAGCCUCAUUUCCAUAGAAGACGCCUGCGGCUGUGGGGCCACGCUGGCAUUCCAGGAGAAGGUCAGCUCCCAUCUCCAGAAGCUGAACACCAAACUUGACAACAUUUUGAAGAAGUUGAAAGUAACAGAAUAUGGACAAGUACAUCGUUAAACUGUGUAAAACUCUCGCCUGGAAAUGUGGAGGGCUUGAUAUAUGCAAUUCUCAUUCUCUUGUCACGCUAUCUGAUGUUCCUGCUAAGACUCUGCCAUGAUAAAUGCUUAACAUUAUUUGGUAAACAGUGUGAGGGGUUUCUGGAGAACCAGUAUCGUUUUCCAAGGAGAUAAAUGUGUAGACCCUUGUUAAAAGCAAGCUUUAAUGUCUCAUAGCUAUGACUGUGAAAUCAUUAAUAAGAUAGAGAGUGAAAAGUUUAAUGUUUUUUAUCUACUGAUUGAGCCAUUUAAGUUUAAAUUGUUUAUAUUAGUAAGAUGAUCUUAUUCAUAAAACUUUAGGUCUAUUUUCUCUUGGUCAUAUUUAUAAUACGAACCAGCCUUACUAUCUAUCAAGAGUGCACAUUUUAUGAAAUAUUUACACAUACAAAGAUAAACUAAUUAAACUGAGAAUUUAGAAUUGUUUACUAUUUUUUUUUUGCUGGAAUAUUAUUAAAGCUACAAUCAAGCGAUUAUAAUACAUGUACCUAAAAAUAAUUUACACAGACUAAGUGGAUGUUAUGUGACACUUUUAAUUCAUUAAUGUCAUAGAAAUGAACAACUAAAGAGUACUGGCUAUGAACUUAUGGUGCUAAGAUUUUUGCUAAGAGCAAAAAUUUUGAAUUCUAUCAUUUUGUUUUAGCAUGCAAUUGGCAAAAUUACAUAUUUAUAGAAUUAGUAUAAUAAGUAACAAGUUAUAAUAUUAUCUUAAAAAAUGUCAAUAAGCCUGAUUUUUCACUCAAAAUAUACUGAAUGCAUACACUUUUUAAGCAUGGCUCAUAACUUUUAGAACGAAACAAUUCUGUAAAUUUUGUGCUACUUGAUCUGUUUUGGUUUGUAUUGUUUUUAAUAUAUUAAAAGUUCCCAUCUUUCUACAUUAA